Messenger RNA from Haemorhous mexicanus (house finch), 2505 nucleotides. Its product is annotated as maestro heat-like repeat-containing protein family member 6. NCBI's taxonomy places the organism in Eukaryota, Metazoa, Chordata, Aves, Passeriformes, Fringillidae. Gene Ontology annotation, cellular component: cytoplasm. Bases 526 to 2487 code for a protein of 653 amino acids. The transcript is spliced from 15 exons. The record is from RefSeq and is a predicted model, not a curated record.
CUCUCUGUGACACAGUGCACCGUGGUCACCAUGGGAUGGUAAGGGAGAGAGUGUUCCAUGGUGACCCUUUGUGACACGUCGUGAUAUAUGUGCUGACAGUGACACAGCCGUGCCACAGUGCUCGGUGCACACAACGGGACAGGACGGGAAAGAGCAGUGCAGUGAGGAGCCCCCACACAGCCAACUCAUUCCUUGCUGACCCGGAGCUUUUCCGAGGCGUUCUCUGUGCAGGUGACCUCGAGGCCAGGCUGCGGGACUCGGUGACGUGGAGCAUUUCCGAAGCGUCUGCCAUCCCUGCGGCCAGUGCCCUCGAAGAUAGACUGCGGGACUCUCAGUCCUAUUUCUUUCUAGAGACUUCUCUCUUGCUGGUGCCCUUGAGGACAGACUGCAGGACUUACUGUCCUGUAACAUUCCCAAGGCCCCUCUGUUGCAGGUGCCUUCUAGGUACGACUGCAGCACUUGCUCAUCUUCAGCUCUUCCGAGGCCUCUCUGCUUCAGCAGGCACUCAUAACUGCAAAGAGUGACAUGGAGCAGAGACCACCCAGCAUGACCAAGCUGGCCUGGGUGGAGGAGGAAGAGGCUGGAGCUCAGACAGCACAGCAGCCUGAAGAACUGGAGCAGUUCCAGCUGCUGCAGGAGGAUGCAGCCGAGGAGCGGACACAAGAGCAGGAAGCCGCCCCUGGCCGCUUCUGCGGAACAGCGCAGACCCUCUGUGACUCCAUCAUGUGCCUUUGGCAGGAAGAGACCGCUGGUGUGGGCACCGGCCUCUUGGCGGAGCUUCUGUUCCUCAAUGCUGAGACCGGUGCUGCCAUGCUGGAUUUGCUUGUGGAGGAGGGUGUCUCCGAUCCAACGCAAGUGCCCGCCAUGGUGAGGUACAUCCACCAGUGGCUCACGGCCAAUGAGUCUGCUGGGCACAGGCUGGACGAGGCCCUUCUGGAGCUGACCGAGGAAUACCCCUCGGACGUGAUGAUCACCCUAUUGCGCUGGGCCCCAUCGUGUGACAGAGCUGCCGCGACCAUGUGGGGAACCAUCAUGUCCUCGAGCAGGACUGCGGAGCCGGCGCUGCAGUUACUCCUCGACGCGCUCAGCGCCUGGCCAGUGUACAGCGUGUACACCUCUGAUGGGGACAAUGCAGGAGUCUUUGCCCUGGCUGCAACCGUGGCACUGUGGAGAGUCUUCAAUCUGACCUGGCGCUCCCCUGUUGUGCUGGAGUAUUUCCCCAAUCUCUUUCUGCGUCUGCUCUUCCAAGCUUACAUCAGCACGCAGGAGAUGCCAGAAGAGGUUGAGACUUUCUGGAAGGGAUGCCAGGAGGAACACGGCCUCGCCGCCAACCCCAACAGCUUUGCACUGCAGACCCUGAAGGCCCUGCUCUGCCAAAUGCGCUAUGAGCACGUGGUGGUGUCAAUGGAACGCAAGCGUGCCUGGGACACGCUGCUCUGUGCUGACACCCACCACUAUGCAGUGCGUCUUCUGGCCAGGGAGAUGCGCCGCGUCUCCAUCAUCUGGUGUUGCGGCAUGGCAUCCUGCCUCUUUGACCUGCUCAGCGAAGGCAUUUCAGACUGGGAACUGCCCGCCCUGGCGUUCCUGGUGGAGGUCCUGGACUGCCUGGACUUGAGCGAAUGUGGUGAAAAAGUCCUGGAGAUCUUGACAAGUCAGCUGCAGAGUGAGUCCACGGAGAUGCGUCGCGUGGUACUCCGCGGCCUCGUGGUGCUCACUUCGAUGGAUCCAAGCAUGUUCAACCUGACUGAAAGCCUUGGGAAACUACUGUGGGAUGCGGACGAAGACAUCGUGGAGAUGACCCUCAUUGUGCUCAGCUUACUGCUGCUGCACAAAGACCUCACAAUAGCCAGCCCCAUCGCCCUGCAGCUGGCUGAGGCGCUCUGGCACCUCUUUGACAAUGACAACAGCCAUGUGCAGCUGCUCUCCAUUCGCCUCUUCCAAGAUGUGAUCACGCUGGUAGUGGCAAAGGACAAAAAGGCCCUGAAGAAGCAUGUGAGCGAGAGCCUGCUCCCGCUCUUCUUCCACUGCCACGAUGAGAACGGGCGUGUGGCACAGGCCUCUCGGGAAACGCUGCUUUCUGCAGUAAGGUUCCUGAAGAGGAAGGAUCUCAAGCAGCUGCUGAAGACGGAUCAGAUGUGGAGGUUGGCCGAGUGCUUGCUGGGAGAGGAUAGGAGCCGUGUGGCCGAGCACCUGCGCCAGGCCCUGCCAUACCUGCGGAGCCCACAGGAGCCCCUGCGAGAGGCGGCCGUCAGGUUCAUCGGGAUCGCCGGGCGCUACCUGACAGGGCAGCAGCCAGAGUUCCGGAUCAUCUGCAUGGCCCUUCAGGACAUGACGGAUGACACCAGCCCUACCGUCUCAUGCCUGGCACUUCAAACUCUGUACAUCAAUUUAGCUGUACAGAGCAUUCCCUCCUCUGGACUCCAGAAGAUGCGAGACCAACUCCGCCAGCUCUGGAAGUCGCGGCCUUUCCUGUGUUACCGUGGCUGAGUGUCCUGCUGCGGCGCC